UCUCUCACUCAUGUACAUUCCCAGAGAGACUCUCCCACUGCUGCUAGGAUGAGUGUCUCUCAGGAGAGAGAGGAGGCUGCAGGUCCCAGUAAAACACCCAGACCAGAGUCUGCAGCACACAGCUGUGUGCAACAAAGCAGCAAAGCAACACACUCUGAUGGAGGUCCAGAGGAGAAGGAGAGGAAGAGGAAGAGGAAGAGAAAGAGGUCCCCCUCCCCUACAACCAGCUCUGUGUCCAUGAAGAGAUCUUGGGGUCGGCCACAAGGGAGAGACUCUUCUACUGAACCGAUGGUGCACACUAGAUCUAACCAGAGGCCUCCCUCCCCUACACCCACCUGUGUGUCCAUGAAGAGUGAUCAGUCCACAGGUCGAAUAAUCAACUUUACAGGAGGAGACUCUUCUACUGGACAGAUGGUGCACACUAGAUCUAACCAGAGGCCUCCCUCCCCUACACCCACCCGUGUGUCCAUGAAGAGUGAUCAGUCCACAGGUCGAAUAAUCAACUUUACAGGAGGAGACUCUUCUACUCAACAGAUGGUGCACACUAGAUCUAACCAGAGGCCUCCCUCCCCUACACCCACCCGUGUGUCCAUGAAGAGUGAUCAGUCCACAGGUCGAAUAAUCAACUUUACAGGAGGAGACUCUUCUACUCAACAAGUAAGAUCUGCUCCUGAGGAGGGGGGUGCUGCCUCUAACACCAGUCUCUCUGAGGAACAAUACACCAGCCAUGGGGGUACCAGAUUUCAGCAGAUCCACAAAUCCCACCUGCAGAAGAAGUUUAAGUGUCUGAUUGAGGGAAUCCCACAGCAGGGAGACACCAGACUACUCCACAAGAUCUACACAGACCUCUACAUCACAGAGGGGGGAAGAGGAGAGGUCAAUGAUGAACAUGAGGUCACGCAGAUAGAGAGGGCAUCCUGGAGAGAAGCAGCACAAGGCAGGCCCAUCAAAUGCAGUGACAUCUUUCAAGGCUUACCAGAAGAGGACAGACGCAGAAAAGAACGCUUCCCGAAAGAGGAAAGACUCAGAAAAGAACGCUUUCUGGUCGAAGAAAGCCACAGAAAAGAAGUGGCAAAAAGGAAGAGCACAGUGUUUCAGCCCAAACAAUACAAACCUAAACAAUACAAACCCCUCAGAACUGUGCUGACAAAGGGAGUGGCUGGCAUCGGAAAAACAGUCUCAGUGCAGAAGUUCAUUCUAGACUGGGCUGGAGGAACAGCCAGUCAGGAUGUCCACUUCAUAUUUCCUCUUUCUUUCCGGGAGCUGAACCUGAUGAAGGAGAAGAAACUCAGUCUCGUGGGUCUUAUUCAGCACUUUUUCCCAGAAAUCAAAGAUCCCAGAGUCAUUUGUAGUUCAGAUCACAGAGUCAUGUUCAUCUUUGAUGGUCUGGAUGAGUGUCGAUUUCCUCUAGAUUUCCGCUCCAAUCCAACCAGUUGUGAUGUGACAAAGCCAGCUUCAGUGGAUGUGCUGCUGACAAACCUUAUCAAGGGGGAUCUGCUUCCUUCUGCUCUCCUCUGGAUCACCACCCGACCAGCUGCAGCCAAUCUAAUCCAUUCGGAGUGUCCACACCAGGUGACAGAAAUAAGGGGAUUCAAUGACCCACAGAAAGAUGAGUACUUCAAGAAGAGAAUCAGUGAUGAGAACCUGGCCAGCAGAACCAUCACACACCUGAAGUCAUCCAGGAGCCUCUACAUCAUGUGCCACAUUCCAGUCUUCUGCUGGAUUUCAGCCACCGUUGUAGAGAAAACUUCAAAUGAAUCAGACAAAGUAGAAAUGCCAAGGACUCUGACUCAAAUGUACUCACACUUCCUGGUCAUUCAGACAAGCAUUAAAGAUGUCAAGUACACACAGAGAAAAGAGAGAAAUGAAGAGGUGAUUUUCAAACUGGGGAAACUGGCUUUCCAACAGCUGGAGAAAGGCAAUCUGAUCUUCUAUGAGGAAGACCUGAGAGAGUGUGGCAUUGACAUCACAGAAGCAUCAGUGUACUCAGGAGUGUGUACUCAGAUCUUCAGAGAGGAGGCUGGGCUGUACCAGGGGAAGGUGUUCAGCUUUGUGCAUCUGAGCAUCCAGGAGUUUCUUGCAGCUCUGUAUGUGUUCCUCUGCUUCAGCAACAGACAGAGAAACAUGCCUGACCAACAGCAAAGCUCUCAGCUCUCUGCUCUGUUCAGAGCUGCAACACUUUAUGACCUACACAAGACUGCAGUGGACCUGGCCUUACAGAGUAAGAAUGGACAUCUGGACCUUUUCCUCCGCUUCCUUCUGGGCCUCUCACUGGAGUCCAAUCAGAAUCUCUUAAAGCACCUACUGCCACAGAGUAGCAGCCAAUCAGAUAGCUCAGAGCAAACAGUCCAGUAUGUCAAACAGAAGAUCAGAGAUCAGAGUAGCUCAGACAGAAGGAUCAACCUGUUCUACUGUCUGAAUGAGCUGAAUCACCAUGCUGUAGUGGAACACAGAAAGAGGUCACUAGAGCUACAUGUAGAGACACUCUUACCGGGACAGUGGGAAACUGACACAUGGAAGUUUAAGAUGUCAGGAGAACACAUGGCUGAGUUUGACCUGCAGAAGUACAUAAAGACACCAGAGGAAGACCAGACUGAACUCCUCAGUCCAGAGGAAGUUCUCGUGAAGGUGCUGCCAGGAGUCACAUCAGCUCUGCUGAGUAGCUGUAAACUGACCGAUAAGAGCUGUUCCUAUCUGGCCUCUGCACUGAAGACAUCACACUCAUCAAAUCUCAGAGUGCUGGACCUGAGUGGCAAUAAGCUGCUGGACUCAGGAGUGGAACAUUUAUGUUCUGCUCUUUGUCAUCACAACUGCAAACUGGAGGAACUACAGCUGUGUGAGUGUAAUCUGACCGAUAAGAGCUGCUCCUAUCUGGCCUCUGCACUGAAGACAUCACACUCAUCAAAUCUCAGAGUUCUGGACCUGAGUCUCAAUAAGCUGCUGGACUCAGGAGUGGAACUUUUAUAUUCUGCUCUUUGUCAUCACAACCGCAAACUGGAGGAUCUACGGCUGGAUAACUGUGGUCUGACCGAUAAAAGCUGUUCCUAUCUGGCCUCUGCACUGAAGACAUCACACUCAUCAAAUUUCAGAGUGCUGAACCUGAGUUACAAUGAGCUGCUGGACUCAGGAGUGGAACAUUUAUGUUCUGCUCUUUGUCAUCAAAACUGCAAACUGGAGGAACUAAGGCUGUAUAGUUGUGAUCUGACCAAUAAAAGCUGUUCCUAUCUGGCCUCUGCACUGAAGACAUCACACUCAUCAAAUCUCAGAGUGCUGAACCUGAAUAGCAAUAAGCUGCUGGACUCAGGAGUGGAACUUUUAUGUGCUGCUCUUUGUCAUCAAAACUGCAAACUGGAGGAACUACGGCUGAUGAGCUGUGGUCUGACCAAUAAGAGCUGUUCCUAUCUGACCUCUGCUCUUAAGUCUUCCUCCUCAAAUCUCACACAGCUGGACCUGAGACAAAAUCCCCAUAUUAGUGCAUCAGCUGUAGAGCUGCUCUGUGCUCUAGUGAAGGACCCACACUGUAAACUGGAGAUACUAGAAACUGAUCAUGGAACAGUAGAGUUUGAGUGUUGAGCCACAGCCCUAAAUCUGGAUGGGGUCUGUGGGGCAGGAACUCAUGACAUGAGGAUGUGAUCCAACACACAUACACACACACACACACACGCAAACAUGGACAUUGAGCAACGUGUGAACUAUAUAUGCAUUACUGACAACUGACUUGGACCCGUC
Sardina pilchardus (European sardine) is the source of this 3729-nucleotide messenger RNA. Its product is annotated as NACHT, LRR and PYD domains-containing protein 12-like. Bases 49 to 3573 code for a protein of 1174 amino acids. Gene Ontology annotation, biological process: intracellular signal transduction. The record is from RefSeq and is a predicted model, not a curated record. The transcript is spliced from 13 exons. Gene Ontology annotation, molecular function: protein binding. NCBI's taxonomy places the organism in Eukaryota, Metazoa, Chordata, Actinopteri, Clupeiformes, Clupeidae.